AGGAGGAAGUGGAGAUGGAGGAGGAAGUGGAGAUGGAAAAAGAAGAAGAGGGCCUCUCCAUCCCAAAUCUGUGUUUUUGUUGCUUCUGCAGUGCCAGGCCUGGCAUGAAAGAGAAGAUAGCAAGAUGGAAGGCGGAUAAGGAAGUGAAGAAUAUGGAUGAGAAUGUGCAAGAAAAUGAAAAGAUUUGUAUCGAUUUAACACUGGAAAGCUCCUCAGAUGAGGAGGAGGAUGAGAACAUCUCCAACCUGGAUUCAUGUAAUUGUCGCCUGUGCAGGGCCAGUCCUGCCGUGAAACUGAAGAUAGAAAAAUGGAAGGUGACCCCGAAGAUGAACAAUAUGGAUGAGAAUGUGAAUGACAAUGAAAAUGUUUUUAUUGAUUUAACAUUGGAAAGCUCGGAUGAGGAGGAGGAAGCCGAGAACAUCUUCAUACCAAAUGUGUAUUGUCACAUCUACAAGGCCAGUCCUGGCACGAAAGAGAAGAUAGCAAAAUGGAAGGCGGAUCAGAAGGUGGACAGUAUGGAUGAGAAUGAGCAGGAAAAUGAAGACGUUUUCAUUGAUUUAACAUUGGAAAGCUCCUCGGAUGAGGAGGAGGUGAAGAACUUAUGUUCCUGCUACCUCUGCAGGGCCAAUAAUGGCGUGAAUGAGCAGAUAGCAAAAUGGAAGGAGGAUCAGAAUGAAAACAAUAUGGAACCGAAUGAGGAAGAAAAUGAAGAGAUUUUUAUUGAUUUAACAUUGGAGAGCUCCUCAGAUGAGGAUGAGAAGAUCUCCAACCCGAAUCUGUACAACCUGUGCUCUCACGGGGCCAACAAUGGCAUUGUUAAAGAGCCAACAGAGGAGGCUAAGGAGCAGGACAUGAAUAAGGACGAAAAGGAUGACCAAGAGGAAGAUGAAUGUUUCAUUGAUUUGACAUUGGAAUCCUCCUCAGAUGAGGAGCAGGAGCAACUCCCCGCCCCAGAGCUAUGUUCCUAUCCCCCCUACGGAGAUUUCAAUGAUUACUGAGCAUUAGCUGCUAACUGCCCCAUUUAAGGGAGGCUACCCUUGGGGAGAAACCUAUGUUUCAGUCUCCCAAAGCCUAAAUUAUCUUCACUCUUUUUGCUCAAUUGCUGCUGCUGUUCAAGAUUUGGAUGGAGUUGGAACCCUGGUUGGAAUUGAAUUCUUCUCACUGCUUCUUUGUUAUGAACUUUAAAGUU
Messenger RNA from Ornithorhynchus anatinus (platypus), 1189 nucleotides. RefSeq names its product glutamic acid-rich protein-like. NCBI's taxonomy places the organism in Eukaryota, Metazoa, Chordata, Mammalia, Monotremata, Ornithorhynchidae. The transcript is spliced from 7 exons. Bases 15 to 998 code for a protein of 327 amino acids. The record is from RefSeq and is a predicted model, not a curated record.